CCAGUCCUGGGUUUGACUGAGUGGGUCACUACUCCAGGGGCUCUACCACUGCCCAGCUAGGAACGCGGCAUCCCUGGCGGACACUGCCGGGGCCUCCUCCCCAGCGACUGAGGGCAGAGGACCAAGCAGGGAAGGCAGCAGCCGCAAGAUUAGGGCGCUGGAGUCCAGAUUCUGUAACGAGGCCCCGCCCCUCUCUAGGCGGUGCGGCCCGGCUUUCCGGAUCCUGCGCUGUGAUUGGUCGGCCUCUGCAGCGAGCGUCGCGAUUGGUCCCCGUGCGGCCGUUGGGAUUUGAACUCCACAUUCGUGGCUUUGCCCGCGCGUCGCCUGGCUCAGAGGCAGGUUUUUGCCUCCGCCUGCUGGGGAUUGGCUUCUCCAUUUUUGCACGCCCGGUUUUCUCCAUUUCAGCUCCACUACCCGAGUCCCAGGAACGACCGGUGAGGUUCUCGGGUUUCCAGCCCUGUGAGCCAGUGGGAAAAGGAUGUCUCCCCAACUGUGUGAGUUCCAUCUGCCCUUAACCCCAGAGGAAUUGUUGAAAAGUGGAGGGGUGAAUCAGUAUGUUGUGCAAGAGGUACUGUCCGUCAGAAAUCUUCCCUCACAGCUUAAAGCUUUUCAGGCUGCCUUCCGAGCUCAGGGGCCCCUGGCCAUGCUGGAGCACUUUGAUACUGUCUACAGCAUUCUACAUCACUUUCGAAGUAUAGAUCCUGGCCUCAAGGAAGAUGCCCUGGAAUUCCUGAUAAAAGUGGUAUCCCGCCACGCUCAGGAACUUCCAGCUAUCCUCGAUGAUGCAACUCUGAGUGUAUCUGAUAGAAGUGCCCACCUAAAUGCCCUCAAAAUGAACUGCUAUGCUCUGGUACGCCUCUUGGAAUCCUUUGAGACUAUGACCACCCAGACGAAUCUCGUGGACCUGGACCUUGGUGGGAAGGGCAAGAAAGCCAGGGCCAAGUCAGCCCAUGGCUUUGACUGGGAAGAGGAGAGGCAACCAAUUCUUCAGCUUUUAACACAGCUGCUCCAGUUGGACAUUCGUCACCUAUGGAACCACUCAAUAAUUGAAGAGGAAUUUGUCAGUUUGGUUACCGGUUGCUGUUACCGCCUUCUGGAGAACCCCACCAUUAGUCACCAGAAGAACCGCUCUACCCGGGAAGCCAUAACACGCCUGCUUGGUGUCGCCUUGACACAUUACAACCAUAUGCUCAGUGCCACAGUGAAAAUCAUCCAGAUGCUGCAGCACUUUGAACACCUGGCACCUGUACUGGUGGCGGCUGUGAGUCUAUGGGCCACUGAUUAUGGAAUGAAGAGCAUAGUGGGAGAGAUUGUAAGAGAGAUUGGACAGAAGUGUCCCCAGGAGCUGAGUCGGGACCCUACAGGGGCAAAGGGCUUUGCAGCCUUCUUGACAGAACUAGCAGAACGUAUCCCAGCCAUCCUGAUGUCCAGCAUGUGCAUUUUGCUAGAUCACCUGGAUGGAGAGAAUUACAUGAUGCGCAAUGCUGUGCUCGCAGCCAUGGCAGAGAUGAUACUGCAGGUUCUGAAUGGUGAUCAGCUGGAGGAAGCAGCCCGAGACACCAGAGACCAGUUCUUGGACACCCUGCAAGCCCAUGGCCAUGAUGUCAAUUCCUUUGUACGAAGCCGUGUUUUGCAACUCUUCACCCGAAUCGUCCAGCAGAAGGCUCUCCCGCUGACACGAUUCCAGGCAGUGGUGGCCUUGGCAGUGGGCCGUCUGGCAGACAAGUCGGUGCUAGUAUGUAAAAACGCUAUCCAGCUGCUGGCCAGUUUUCUCACCAACAAUCCCUUUUCCUGCAAGCUUAGCGAUACUGACCUUGCUGGACCGCUGCAGAAGGAAACCCAGAAAUUACAAGAGAUGAGGGCCCAGAGGCAAACUGCAGUUGCUUCUGCGGUGCUGGAGCCCGAGGAGGAGUGGGAAGCCAUGCUGCCAGAGUUGAAGUCUACCUUACAACAGCUGCUCACACCUCCCCAGGAAGAAGAAGAGAUUCCUGAAAAAAUUGCUACUACAGAGACCACAGAAGAGGUGAAAGGACGCAUCCGUCAGUUACUUGCCAAAGCUAGUUACAAGCAGGCCAUCAUUCUCACUCGAGAAGCCCUAAGCCACUUCCAGGAGUCUGAACCCUUCAAUCAUAUGGACCCAGAGGAGUCGGAGGAGACCAGAUUUCUGAAUCUCUUAGGAACUAUUUUUAAAGGUGCAUCAGCUUCCACACAGGAGAAGAGUCCCCCGGCGUCUGCAGAGAACAUGGGCCCAGGACAGACUGACUAUAAAGACAAUCCCAGUGUGUCAGAGCUUGAGAAAUCCAAGGGAAAGGAUGAACUGGUGAAGCAAGAGAUGCUGGUGCAGUAUCUGCAGGAUGCUUAUAACUUCUCUCUGAAGAUUACAGAGGCCAUUGGCAUCAUCAGCAAGAUGAUGUAUGAAAACACAACCACAGUGGUACAGGAGGUGAUUGAAUUCUUUGUGAUGGCAUUCCAAUUUGGGGUACCUCAGGCCCUGUUUGGGGUACGCCGCAUGCUGCCUCUCAUCUGGUCUAAGGAGCCUGGUAUCCGGGAAGCUGUGCUUAAUGCCUACCGCCAACUUUACCUCAACCCCAAAGGGGACUCUGCCAGAGCCAAGGCCCAGGUUUUGAUUCAGAAUCUCUCUUUGCUGCUAGUGGAUGCCUCAGUUGGGACAAUUCAAUGUCUUGAGGAAAUUCUCUGUGAGUUUGUGCAGAAGGAUGAAUUGAAACCUGCAGUGACCCAGCUGCUUUGGGAGCGGGCAACUGAGAAGGUCCCCUGCUCCCCUCUGGAGCGCUGUUCGUCCGUCAUGCUUCUUGGAAUGAUGUCACGAGGAAAACCAGAAAUUGUGGGUAGCAACUUAGACACACUGGUGAGCAUUGGGCUGGAAGAGAAGUUUCCACAGGACUACAGGCUGGCCCAACAGGUGUGCCUUGCCAUUGCCAACAUCUCUGACAGGAGAAAGCCUUCCCUGGGCAAACGUCACCCUCCCUUCCGGCUGCCGCAGGAACAUAGGUUAUUUGAGCGACUACAGGAGAUGGUCACAAAAGGCUUUGUCCACCCAGACCCACUCUGGAUCCCCUUCAAAGAGGUGGCUGUGACCCUCAUUUACCAGCUGGCAGAGGGCCCCGAGGUGAUCUGUGCCCAGAUAUUGCAGAGAUGUGCGAAGCAGGCCCUGGAGAAGCUCGUGGAGAAGAGCACCCCCCAGGGUGACCCGAAGGAGACCCCCAUGCUCCCCACUUUCCUGCUGAUGAACCUGCUGUCCCUGGCUGGGGAUGUGGCUCUGCAGCAGCUGGUACAUUUGGAACAGGCCGUCAGUGGAGAGCUUUGUCGUCGCCGAGUUCUUCGGGAAGAACGGGAGAAUAAAACUAAAGAGCCGAAGGAGAAGAAUACAAGCACUGAGACCACCAUGGAGGAGGAGAUGGGACUGGUUGGGGCCACUGCUGAUGACACAGAGGCAGAACUAAUCCGCAAUAUCUGUGAGAUGGAACUGUUAGGUGGCGAACAGAUGUUGGCUGCCUUUGUUCCACUUCUGCUUAAAGUCUGCAACAACCCGGGCCUCUAUAGCAAUCCAGAGCUCUGUGCAGCUGCGUCGCUUACCCUUGGCAAGUUCUGCAUGAUCAGUGCCACUUUCUGUGACUCCCAGCUUCGUCUUCUGUUCACCAUGCUAGAAAAGUCCUCGCUCCCCAUUCUCCGGUCUAACAUCAUGAUUGCUACUGGGGAUCUGGCCAUCUGCUUCCCCAACCUGGUGGACCCCUGGACACCUCAUCUGUAUGCUCGUCUCCGGGACCCAGCUCAGCAAGUGCGGAAAACAGCAGGGCUGGUGAUGACCCACCUGAUCCUCAAGGACAUGGUGAAGGUGAAAGGACAGGUUAGCGAGAUGGCUGUGCUGCUCAUUGACCCUGUGCCUCAGAUCGCUGCCCUGGCCAAGAACUUCUUCAAUGAGCUUUCCCACAAGGGCAAUGCAAUCUAUAACCUGCUUCCAGAUAUCAUCAGCCGCCUGUCAGACCCUGAGGGAGGGGUGAAGGAAGAGCCUUUUCACACCAUCAUGAAGUAUGGUUCCCUGGGCCUUGGGGCAUAUUUUUUCACCUAUCAAUCUCUUCCCCUCCAGGCUGUAAUAGAUGAAUUUGAGCAGAAGCUUCGGGCCUGUCACACAAGAGGGUUGGAUGCGAUAGAGGAACUUGAGAUUGGCCAAGGAGAUAGCCAGAAAACCCCAGCAGCCAAGAAACAGUCCUCCGUCUCUAGGCACCAGCAUCUGGCUUCUGCAGCCUCAGACAAUGACUUUGUCACACCUGAGCCCCGCCGCACUACCCGCACUGCUCGCACUGCCCGUUGGCAGCCAAACACCCAGCAGCGAGUUAGGAAGAAGAAACCCAAAAUUGUCUUCUCGAGUGAUGAGUCCAGCGAGGAAGAGCUUUCAGCAGAGAUGACGGAAGAUGAGACUCCGAAGAAAACUACCCCCAUCCGCCGAGCAUCUACUCGCAAGCACCGGUCCUAGAGAUUGGCUUGCCUGUUCUCUUCCCUGCUGUGUAGGGUAUCUUGUGGGGUGACCUUGAAUUCCGUUCCUCUUGUAAAAUACUUGUUUGCCUGUCUCUUUGGACUUUUAAUACAUAAAUCGUUUUUAUAUGUAAGGCAUUUCUCUUAAGCCAGCCUAACUAAAGUGAGUUGAGCUGCUUUCACUAGAAUGUUUGCCGGUCUCCUGUUUUGUAAUGAAUAAAUGUUUUUAUACUUUUAGA
Molecule: messenger RNA, 4730 nt
Organism: Myotis lucifugus (little brown bat)
Lineage: Eukaryota; Metazoa; Chordata; Mammalia; Chiroptera; Vespertilionidae
Gene: NCAPD2
Product: non-SMC condensin I complex subunit D2
Exons: 30
Coding region: 479-4492 (1337 amino acids)
Biological process (GO): meiotic chromosome condensation; mitotic chromosome condensation; mitotic cell cycle
Cellular component (GO): nucleus; condensed chromosome, centromeric region
Molecular function (GO): histone binding
Source: RefSeq, a predicted model, not a curated record